AUGGAAUCGGACAAGUUUAUUGUCGUCCGCGAAAUGAUUGGGGACUCUCAGCAAGUGGUUAUUAUCGAUCUCGCAGAUCCCAUGAAUCCGCAAAGGCGACCAAUAUCCGCCGACUCUGUCAUUAUGCAUCCUUCGGCGAAAAUCAUCGCUCUGAAAUCGGGUAAAACUCUACAAAUAUUCAACAUCGAACUAAAAGCAAAGGUGAAAGCGCAUCAAAAUGCUGAGGAUAUCAUUUUUUGGAAGUGGAUCAAUGAAAAAACGAUUGCCUUGGUCAGUGAAACCGCUGUGUACCAUUGGUCGAUUGAAGGAGAAAGUGCGCCGACGAAAAUGUUCGAACGACACCAAUCGUUAGCGGGUAGCCAAAUAAUCAACUAUCGUGCGGAUUUAGAAUGCAAGUGGCUGGUCCUCGUUGGAAUAGCCGCCAAGGAAAAUCGUGUUGUUGGAAGCAUGCAGUUGUACAGCACCGAAAGGAGGGUCUCACAACCAAUCGAAGGUCAUGCCGCGUCCUUCGUUCGCUUCAAAAUGGACGGAAAUCCUCAUCCUUCCAACCUGUUCUGCUUCUCUGUCAAGAAUGAGGCCGGAGGAAAGCUUCACGUCAUUGAAGUUGGAUCGCCCCCUGCUGGAAAUCAACCGUUCCCAAAGAAGGCUGUUGACGUUCCUUACACCGCCGAAACUGCUAAUGACUUCCCAGUUUCGAUGCAGGCUUCAUCCAAGCACGGAAUUGCCUAUCUGGUGACAAAGCAUGGGCUCGUUCAUCUUUAUGAUAUGGAAUCGGGUUCUCGUAUUUAUUCAAAUCGUAUUUCCACGGAUACCGUUUUCGUAACAUGUGAAUAUCAAGCUACUGGAGGUAUAAUGGGUAUAAAUCGUAAGGGACAGGUGUUGUCAGUUUCGAUCGAUGAGAACAACAUGAUUCCUUUUGUUACACAACAGCUGCAAAAUCCGGACUUAGCGCUUCGACUUGCCGUUCGGUGUGAUUUGCCUGGUGCGGAAGAACUGUUCGUGCGUAAAUUCAACCUGCUUUUCGGUAACGGUCAAUUUGCUGAAGCUGCGAAGGUUGCAGCCACGGCUCCUCAGGGCAUUCUUCGUACGCCGCAAACAAUUCAAAAGUUCCAACAAUGUCCAGCCAAUCCUGGUGGCGGUGCCUCACCAUUGCUACAGUACUUUGGCAUAUUGCUUGACCAAGGUAAGCUUAAUAAGUACGAGACACUUGAACUAUGUCGUCCUGUUCUGGCUCAGGGACGUAAGGAAUUGCUCAACAAAUGGCUCAAUGACCAGAAAUUGGAGUGUUGUGAAGAAUUGGGAGAUCUUGUUCGUCCUCAUGACCCUACCGUAGCACUGUCGAUUUACCUUCGUGGUAACGUCCCACAUAAGGUGGUCCAAUGCUUCGCUGAGACAGGCCAAUUCGAUAAAAUCAUCCUGUAUGCAAAACGUGUUGGCUUUGAACCUGACUAUUUGUUCCAGCUGAGACAGAUUUUGCGUUCCGGAAAUCAAGAAGCAGGAGCUAAGUUUGCUCAGAUGAUGGUGAUGGAAAGUGAAAAUGGAGAGCCCUUAGCUGAUUUGAAUCAAAUUAUUGACUGCUUCAUGGAAGUGCAGGCUGUGCAACCUUGCACGCAGUUCUUGCUCGAGGUACUCAAAGGUGACAAACCUGAAGAAGGUCACUUGCAGACUCGUUUGCUUGAAAUGAAUCUGCUCGCUGCACCACAAGUGGCGGACGCAAUUCUUGGAAAUAAGAUGUUCAGUCACUACGACAGGCCGCAGAUUGGCCAGCUUUGCGAGAAAGCUGGUUUACUUCAGCGAGCACUCGAACACUUCACAGAUUUGUAUGAUAUAAAGCGAACUGUUGUGCAUACAACACAUUUCAAACCAGAUUGGCUGGUCAAUUAUUUCGGCACUCUGUCCGUGGACGACUCUCUCGAGUGCUUGAAAGCUAUGCUCACUCAGAACAUUCGUCAAAAUCUACAGGUUGUGGUGCAAAUUGCUUCUAAAUACCAUGAGCAGUUGGGUACCGACAAGUUAAUCGAUAUGUUCGAGACUCACAAAAGCUAUGAGGGGUUGUUCUAUUUCCUCGGAUCAAUCGUGAAUUUCAGCCAGGAUCCCGAAGUGCACUUCAAGUAUAUACAGGCUGCAACCCGCACCGGUCAGAUCAAAGAAGUUGAGCGCAUCUGCCGCGAGUCGAACUGCUACGACGCAGAACGCGUGAAGAACUUCCUCAAGGAAGCUAAACUCGCCGAUCAGCUACCAUUGAUAAUCGUCUGUGAUCGACAUGAUAUGGUCCAUGAUCUUGUACUUUAUUUGUACAGAAAUCAGCUUCAGAAGUAUAUUGAAGUGUUUGUGCAGAAAGUCAACUCUGCACGUCUCCCUAUUGUAGUAGGAGGUCUUCUUGACGUUGACUGUUCCGAAGAUGCUAUUAAGCAGUUGAUUCUUAAUACCCGUGGGAAAUUCGAUAUAGACGAAUUGGUUGCAGAGGUUGAGAAAAGAAACAGACUGAAGCUACUGUCUCAUUGGCUGGAAUCUCGCGUACAGGAUGGUGCCACGGAUGCAGCUACUCAUAAUGCAAUGGCCAAGAUCUAUAUAGAUGCCAACAAUAAUCCCGACCGUUUUCUCAGAGAGAAUCCCUACUACGACAGUCGUGUCGUUGGCAAGUAUUGCGAGAAGCGUGAUCCGCACUUUGCAUUCUUGGCGUACGAACGUGGCCAGUGCGAUGCUGAGUUGAUUGCGGUCUGCAAUGAGAACUCGCUGUUCAAAAAUCUUGCGCGCUACCUCGUUCGCCGCCGCGAUUAUGGACUUUGGGAGCAAGUACUCAAUGAAGAGAACCAGUACAGAAGACAGCUUAUUGAUCAGGUCGUACAAACUGCUCUGUCUGAAACUCAAGAUCCAGAAGACAUAUCGGCGACUGUCAAGGCUUUCAUGGCAGCUGACCUGCCUAAUGAGCUCAUCGAGUUGCUCGAGAAAAUCGUGCUCGACAACUCGGCCUUCUCCGAGCACCGUAACUUGCAGAACUUGCUCAUCCUCACUGCGAUGAGGGCGGAUCGCUCUCGAGUCAUGGAGUACAUUCAAAAGCUUGACAACUACGACGCUCCAGAUAUAGCUAAUAUAGCUAUCUCGAGCGAGCUGUACGAGGAGGCGUUUGCAAUCUUCAAGAAGUUCGAUGUGAACAACAGUGCCAUCAACGUAUUGAUUGAUAAUGUCGCCAAUCUCGAUCGUGCCUAUGAAUUUGCUGAAAAGUGUAAUCAAUCCGAUGUCUGGGCAAGUCUCGCUAAGGCACAACUGAGACAAGAUAUGGUCAAAGAAGCAGUUGAUUCAUUCAUCAGAGCAGACGAUCCAGGGGCUUAUAUGGAAGUUGUAAGCAAGUGCACGCAGACUGAACAUUGGGAGGACCUUGUGCGAUUCCUUCAAAUGGCUCGCAAGAAGUCGCGAGAAUCGUACAUCGAGACCGAGCUAGUUUAUGCUUAUGCCAAGACUGGCCGGCUCACGGAAUUGGAGGAAUUUAUCUCAGGACCAAAUCAUGCUCAGAUUGGCCUUAUUGGUGAUCGAUGCUUUGAUAAUGGCAUGUACGAGGCGGCCAAAAUUCUUUUCAACAAUAUUUCUAACUUCGCCAAAUUGUCUGUCACCCUUGUUCGUCUUGGAGAGUACCAAGGAGCUGUGGAUGCUGCUCGAAAGGCGAAUAGCACGAAGACAUGGAAGCAAGUAUGCUUUGCAUGCGUUGAAAACGGGGAGUUCCGUCUAGCUCAAAUGUGCGGCCUGCACAUUGUUGUACAUGCAGAUGAACUGGAGGAACUGAACAACUUUUACCAAGAUCGCGGACACUUUGAAGAAUUGAUCGGCCUUCUUGAGGCGGCACUGGGUUUGGAACGAGCUCACAUGGGUAUGUUCACCGAACUGGCUAUCCUGUACAGUAAAUAUAAGCCGGAGAAGAUGCGUGAGCACUUGGAGCUGUUCUGGAGCCGAGUGAACAUUCCGAAAGUGUUGCGUGCUGCCGAACAUGCUCAUUUGUGGGCAGAAUUGGUGUUCCUGUACGACAAAUACGAAGAAUUCGAUAAUGCCGCGCUCACCAUGAUGCAGCAUCCUACGGAAUCAUGGAGGGAGCAGCAUUUCAAGGAAGUUAUCGCCAAGGUUGCCAACGUUGAAUUGUAUUAUAAAGCUAUGCAGUUUUAUUUGGAUUAUAAGCCAUUGCUUAUAAACGACUUGCUGGCGGUGCUCUCUCCUCGGCUUGAUCAUUCUCGAACUGUGCAGUUCUUCUCGAAGCUGAAGCAUAUCCCACUUAUCAAACCAUACCUGAAGCAAGUUCAGAAUCUUAACAACAAAGCAAUCAAUGAGGCAUUGAAUCAACUGCUUAUCGAUGAAGAAGACCAUGCUGGUUUGCGUGCGUCGAUUGAUUCGCAUGACAAUUUCGAUAACAUUGCGUUGGCACAACAAUUGGAGAACCACCCGCUUGUCGAGUUCAGACGAAUUUCUGCAUAUCUCUUCAAGGGUAAUAACCGAUGGAAACAAUCGAUCGAGCUUUGUAAGAAAGACAAGUUGUACAAGGACGCGAUGGAGUAUGCAGCUGAGUCGAGGUCUAGCGAGCUAGCUGAGGAGUUAAUCGCUUUCUUCCUCGACGAGCGUCUUUACGAAUGUUUUGCUGCCGCCCUAUACCACUGUUAUGAUCUUUUACAUCCCCACGUAAUCCUCGAGCUGGCAUGGAAAAACAAAAUUACCGACUACGCUAUGCCCUAUAUGGUGCAAGUGUUCCGCGACUUCCAAAUCCGUAUCGAACGUUUGGAACGCGCAGAGGCGGAGCGAAAGGAUGAACAGCGAGAACAGCAGCAACAAAAUGGCAUGACCAGUUAG
Haemonchus placei is the source of this 4830-nucleotide messenger RNA. The record is from the annotation of a GenBank genome assembly. Lineage: Eukaryota; Metazoa; Nematoda; Chromadorea; Rhabditida; Trichostrongylidae.